Rhagoletis zephyria (snowberry fruit fly) is the source of this 2727-nucleotide messenger RNA. Its product is annotated as sodium/calcium exchanger 1-like. Gene Ontology annotation, cellular component: sarcolemma; postsynapse; axon. Gene Ontology annotation, biological process: cell communication; calcium ion import across plasma membrane; sodium ion transmembrane transport. The record is from RefSeq and is a predicted model, not a curated record. Gene Ontology annotation, molecular function: calcium:sodium antiporter activity. NCBI's taxonomy places the organism in Eukaryota, Metazoa, Arthropoda, Insecta, Diptera, Tephritidae.
AUGGUUAAUCCUAUUUCGAGCACAACACAACCAGAGGCGACUGUACCUCCACAAAACGAAUCGAAUGAACGAAAUAGUAUAAAUCCAUUUUUUCGAUCCGACUUUGACGAAGGAAUUAUAAGGUGCAAGGAUGGUCUUAUUCUCAAAUGUUGGCGACCUUUAGAAGGAGUUUCCAAAACGGAAAGAAUAAUACGAGGAAUUAUUUAUUUCCUGGCAAUGUGUUAUUUAUUCAUUGGUGUUGCCAUUGUAUCGGAUCGAUUUAUGGAAUCCAUAGAGGUCAUUACAUCAAGUGAAAAACGUGUAACUGUACUUAAUAAAAAUGGCCAGAAAGAAACCAUAUCCGUCCGUGUGUGGAGUCAGACAGUGGCCAAUUUAACACUCAUGGCUUUGGGCUCGAGUGCACCGGAAAUUUUGCUUUCUAUAAUCGAAAUGUUUCAGAAGAAUUUCGAAGCUGGCGAUUUAGGUCCAGGUACAAUAGUUGGUUCUGCGGCAUAUAACCUUUUCAUUAUAAUUGCUAUAUGUAUGGUUGUAAUACCGAAAGGUCAAGUACGAAAGAUACGUGAUUUUCGAGUUUUUGUUGUGACAUCUGUAUGGUCGACAUUUGCUUACAUUUGGUUGUGCUUAAUAGUGAAAUAUAUUUCACCAGGCGUCAUUGAUAUAUGGGAGGGAUUACUAACGUUUAUAUUCUUUCCAAUUCUUGUGUAUCACGCUUACAUUACAGAGCGUCGUCUCUUCUGUCCGAAAUGUUACAAACAAUCGUACGAAACGAAUCAGCGUGGUAUCGUUGUGGGCAAAGUUGAGUCGGCCGAACAAGGCAUGGAUCCUGUACGAACAAGUAUUAAAGAUCUAGUCGAAAGUCCGGAAAUGCGCGAAUUUGAAGAAACACGCCGAGAUUACAUUAUUAAGUUGAAAGAAUUGCGUCGAAGAUAUCCAGAGUAUGAUUUGGAAAUAAUCCAAGCAAUGGCGCAGGAGCAACUAAUCAAAGAUAGCCGUAAGUCAAGAGCUUUCUAUCGCGUUCAUACUGGACGUCGUUUAACUGGGGGGCCAGGCGUACUAAACAGAGCGCUUUAUUUCGCAACUAUGGAAAUUUCAGAGACAAAGGCCGAAGCUCGUAUGCAAGGAGAGGAGGAUGAAGAGCUUUAUGAUGACUCCGAGACGUGCAUAUAUUUUGAGCACGGCCACUAUACUGUGAUGGAAAGUGUCGGAGAUGUGGAGUUGCAUGUGAUUCGGGGCGGAAAUUUGAAGCACUUAACAAAAGUUGAAUACUACACGGAAGAUGGAACCGCGAAGGCAGGCACAGAUUAUGUAGCCGUGAGAGGAGUGCUUGAAUUUGCUCCAGGCAUCGAGCUGCAAACCAUUAAAAUAAGAAUUAUUGAUGAUGAUGUCUUCGAAGAGGAUGAACACUUUUAUGUCCACCUUAAAAAUCCGAGUACGGAAGCUGUUCUUGUAGCACCUAAAGUGGCAACCAUUAUGAUCCUGGAUGAUGAUCACUGUGGCAUUUUCGGAUUCAAGGAAACACAACAUCAAAUUCCAGAAACAGUGAAAAUUUACGAAAUAUUUGUAAAACGAUAUUCGGGCGCACUUGGUAGAGUUAUCGUGCCUUAUUAUACCAAAGAGAAAACGGCAAUAUCGGGGAAAGAGUACGUGGAUGUGAGCGGCAUACUGGUAUUUGAACAUGGCGUUGUUGAGCAAAUCAUAGAAGUUCAAAUUAUCGACGAACAUAGCUUUGAAAAAGAUGUUGUCUUCGAAGUAUAUCUUGACCAACCGAGGAUUGCAGAAGAGGAUCCAUUGUACUCUCGAGUAAACGAAGUUAAACUAAAACGAGAAGAAGAAAGGACUAAUCGGGUAAGAAUUCUUGUAUCAGGACAACCGAAAUUAUCAGAUGAUAUAAAACAAAUUGAAUGUCAUAUUACUGCAAACGAGGAAUUCACACAAACGGUGAACAAGUUAGUCAAAACAGCGAAUGCUUCUAAGCUGAUUGGUACCACUUCAUGGAAGGAGCAGUUUGUGGAUGCUUUAACCGUUUCAGGUAGUGGUGACUUUAAUAGUGAAGAGGAUAAUGACGAAGACGAAGUAGAGAUUGAUGAAGAUGAAGAUAUCGAAGAGAAAGUCGGGCCCAGCCGAGGCGAAUACUUCAUGCAUUUUAUUUCAAUAUUCUGGAAAAUUUGUUUUGCGGUAAUUCCGCCAGCAAAGCUGCAUGAUGGAUAUCCGUGUUUCUUUGUUUCAAUAAUUCUAAUAGCGAUAUGUACAGCUGUGCUCGGCGAUGUCUCAUCGCAUUUCGGUUGUACGCUGGGUGUACUCGAUUCGGUCACAGCUAUAUGCUUUGUAGCGCUCGGUACCAGUUUGCCAGAUACGUUCGCGAGUAAAGUAGCCGCUGUGCAUGACAAGACGGCUGACAAUGCUAUUGGUAAUGUGACAGGUAGCAAUGCAGUAAAUGUUUUUCUUGGAAUCGGUAUAGCUUGGUCUAUGGCAGCUAUUUAUCAUGCUUUCCAUGGAAAUCAAUUCAUUGUACCUAUCGGAUCGCUACUCUUCUCAACGACACUUUUUCUCAUAGAAACAUCUGUCGCGUUCGUUGUGAUAAUAUUCCGUCGUGAAAAAUCGAUAGGCGGAGAGCUUGGUGGACCCGUCAAUCUGAAGUGGUUUCAUUGCAUUAUCCUCGUUUCACUUUGGAUUUUUUACUUAACAAUCAGCACUUUGGAGGCCUACCACAUUAUACCAGGAUUCUAA